This is a messenger RNA of Vigna angularis (adzuki bean), 3234 nucleotides long. Its product is annotated as disease resistance protein RUN1. The record is from RefSeq and is a predicted model, not a curated record. Gene Ontology annotation, biological process: signal transduction; defense response. Lineage: Eukaryota; Viridiplantae; Streptophyta; Magnoliopsida; Fabales; Fabaceae. Gene Ontology annotation, molecular function: ADP binding. The transcript has 5 exons. Bases 49 to 3069 code for a protein of 1006 amino acids.
CUUUAACAUUAGUGCUUUACCUUUGAAGAGUUGACCUCAAUUCCUUGGAUGGAGUUCGCUUCUUCUUCAUCAUCGUCAUCAUCUUCAUCCUUCCUAAAAUCAGAACCCCAUUUCAUAUACGAUGUAUUCAUUAACUUUGGGGGAGAAGACAUCGGUAGGAAGUUGGUUUCUCAUCUCCACUCUGUCCUUUUACAAGCUCAAGUCAAAACUUUGGUUAACGAGGAGAAUCUGCAAGAGGGAAUGAAGCUGGAAGAACACAUGGGAGCAAUAGCAGUCUCUAAGAUUGCAAUAAUCGUUUUUUCCAAAACAUACACUGAAUCCACAUGCUGUCUUCUUGAGCUUGAAAAGAUUAUUGAAUGCCUCGAAACUUUUGGCCAAGUAGUUCUGCCCGUAUUUUACGAGAUUGAACCAUUGGAUGUACGUGAUCAGAAAGAUGAUUUUGGAAAAGCGUUGGAAGAAACUGCAAAAAAAAGCUAUUUAGGAGAACAACUGGAACAUGCGUUGUCCAGGUGGAGACGUGCACUCACCACAGCUGCAAGUAUGACUAGUUGGGAUGUCAGAGAUUUCAGGGAUGAUGCUGAACUUGUGGAGGUAAUUGUUAGGCACGUUCAGACAUUACUGGACUAUAAAGACUUGUUUAUUACCGAAUUUCCUGUUGGAUUAGAGUCCCGCGUGGAAAAGGUUAUUGGAUGUAUUAAAAAUCAUGACACCAAAGUCUGUAUAAUAGGGAUAUGGGGAAUGGUAGGAACGGGUAAAACUACCAUAGCCAAAGCCAUCUACAAUCGUAUAUAUCGUCUAUUCAUUGGUAAGAGUUUUAUUGAAACUAUUAGAGAGUUUUGGUGUCUAUUAUAUAGAACAUAUGUUGAUUUGCAAGAACAUCUUCUUGAUGAUGUCCUUAAAUACAAGUUUGAGUUGGAAAACGACGAGAUGGGAAGAACCCUGAUCAAGACUAAAUUCUCCCGAAAAAAGUUACUCAUUGUGCUUGAUGAUGUGAGUGAGUUUGGCCAACUAGAAAACCUAUGCGGGAAUCGCGAAUGGUUUGGUAGGGGAACUGUGAUAAUCAUUACAACUAGAGAUGCUAAAAUGCUAAACAGACUGAAAGUUAAUUAUGUUUAUAAAAUGGAUGAUAUGAACAAAAAUGAUUCCCUUGAGCUUUUAAGUUGGCAUGCCUUUGGAGAAGCAAAACCAAGAAAAGAAUUGAAUGAAAUUGCAAGGAACAUAGUUGCUAAUUGUGGAGGACUACCACUAGCCCUUAAGGUCCUCGGUGGAUGGACAAUGCAAAUUCCCUAUGUUCAAGUUCAAGAAUGGAAAUAUGUAUCGUUACGACUGCCAAAUGCCUUUGCUCGAGUUAGAGAGAAAUUGAAAAUAAGUUUUGACGGUUUAGGUGACAUGGAAAAAGAUAUAUUUCUUGAUGUAUGUUGUUUCUUUAUUGGUAAAGAGAGAGGCUAUGCCACAGAGAUACUAAAUGGCUGUGGACUACAUGCUGAUAUUGGAAUAACAGUUCUCAUAGAACGUGACUUCAUAAAAGUUGAAAGGAACAACAAACUUGAAAUGCAUCCUUUGUUACGAGACAUGGGAAGAGAAAUUACUCGUCGGGAUUGGCCACAGGAACCGGGAAAAAGGAGUCGAUUAUGGUUUCAUGAAGAUGUAAAAGAUAUCCUGAAAACAAAGAGUGGAACAAAAGCUACGCAGGGAUUGUCCCUGAAACUGCAUUCAACCAGCAGAGAUUGCUUUGAAGCUCAAGCUUUCAAAAAUAUGAAGAGUUUAAGAUUGCUACAACUGGAUCAUGUACAACUUACUGGAGACUAUGGCUAUCUUUCUAAACAACUCAGAUGGAUUUGUUGGAAAGGGUUUCCUUCUAAAUACAUUCCAAACAACUUUUGUAUGGAAAGUGUGGUUGCAAUGGAUUUAAAGCAUAGUCAUCUUCAACUCCUCUGGAAGCAACCACUCUCGAACCAACCCCAGGUUUUAGAGCGGUUAAAAUUCCUUAAUCUUAGUCACUCCAAGUACUUGAGAGAAACACCUGACUUUUCAAUACUACCAAGUCUUGAACAGCUCAUUUUAAAAGAUUGUCGAAGUUUGUGCAACGUACACCCAUCCAUUGGAGAUCUCUGCAAUCUGUUUCUGAUAAAUUUGAAGGACUGCACAAGUCUAAGUUGUCUCCCAAGAGAAGUAUAUAAGCUGAAAUCCUUAAGAACUUUCAUUCUCUCUGGUUGUUUCAAGAUUUUCAUAUUGGAAGAAGAUAUAGUGCAGUUGGAAUCCUUGAUAACUCUAGUUACUGAAAAUACAGUUGCUGAAAGUACGGCUGUGAAACAAUUGCCCUGUUCAAUUGUAAGCUCAAAAAGCAUUGGAUAUAUAUCUCUACGUGGAUUUGAAGCAUCGUCACAUAAUAUUUUUCCUUCAAUCAUUCGGUCUUGGAUGUCACCAAUUGUGAAUCCACAAUCUUAUAUUAGCCCGUAUUGCAUGGAUAUGAAGAAUAAUAAUGAGCGCGACCUUGCCCCAUUGCUCAGCGUCCUUGCAAAUAUUCGAACUGUUCUUGUUCAAUGUGACGCGGAGGUUCAAUUAUCAAAGCAAGUAAAGAAAAUUCUUGUCGAAUGCAGUGUAAAUUUUACAGAGUCAAGAAUUUCAAAGCGUCAUUUGAGGUUUUCUUUGAAUUGUGUUGGAAGUUACAAUGAUUUCUUCAACACUCUCAACAAUAGCGUUUCUGAGGGAUUGGCAAGCAGUGAGUGUAAUGAUGUUUCUCUUCCAGGUGACAACUAUCCUUGGUUGGUCCAUAUGGGUGAGGGACAUUCUGUUUCUUUCACUGUGCCUCAGAAUAGUGACAUGAAGAGAAUGAUUCUAUGUGUUGUUUAUUUAUCAACCCCUGGAAUCAUGGCAACUGAAUGUCUUAGAAGUGUCUUAAUUGUUAAUUACACAAAGUGCAAAUUACAGAUACACAACCAUGGCUCAGUAAUUUCCAUUAACGAUGAUGAUUGGCAUGGCAUAAUGGCAAAUUUAGGAUCAGGAGAGAAGGUGGAGAUUUUUUUGACUUUUGAUCAUGGACUGGUCCGUCUGUAUGAUAUGUGGUGAAUCAAAUUUUGAAAUAAAGCCUGGCCAAGCAAAAGGAAAAUACCUUAAAGAAAUUCAUUAAAAACAUGGUAAUGUGUGACUUCCGGUAAAUUAAUGUUCUUCAUUUAGAACAGAACAUGUACCCUUGAAUAUGGAAUAAAAUCCCAGUGUCUUGUUUAUAAUUCA